GCUGUUGAAUAAGAAGAUUUGAAAAUAAAUAAUAGCAAUAGUUGUCAUAUUUGUUGUAUCAGCUAAGGACUCACCAACUGUCAAUCGUCCAAUUAUUCUGCACCCGGCAACUGAUGAGGAAUUGAUUCAAGUUUCUUUUUUUGUUUUGUAAUUUUUAAUCAUCAAUAAAACAGCGUAGAAAAACUCAAAAGCGACUAUUUUCCCCAUUGUUCACAACGUUUUGGAGGGAAAUGUUAUGACUGAUCCGGACAGUCAGCGCCCCUAGCGAGUGCCCCAAAAUUUGUCCGCGAAAAUAGCAGACGAAACAGCUAGCAGACGACAGUUCGGGGACCUCCCAAAUCUUAGACCAUGUUUCUACAUUUCCAUUGCAAGCGUGACGAAAUCCUGUUUUCUGGAAAAGAUAAUUUAAGUUUAGUUAUUGCCAUUACAACUAAACAUGUUGAAAUGUAUGUGAGCAUAAGGAAGGCACCUAAUUGUGAUCAAAAGUAAAAUAUCAAAUGACAAAUUAUGGAAAAAAAUCUCCAAAUCAUAAGAACACAUGUGUUGCAAUGCCCCAUAGUUCACGUUUUUCGUAUAAAGGCGAUAGGUACAGGAAGAAAAUUUAUCGUUUUUGCCUGAAGUAUUAAGAAUGGUUGACUACACCAAGUUUGCAAAAUUCUACGUAGCUGUAUCAACGCUUGUCGCUCUUGCAUGCACUGUGGGUUUUGUAGUAAUGGUAGCCACCAUGCCCCAAUGCCCGCACCUGACCAACUUUAAAUGCCCUACGACUGAGGGUCAUACCAGCCAACCACCAAGCUCUAUUGGUCCGUACGGUAUAACCCCGCCACUUCUAGAUUCAACAGACAUCGUUUUGGAAGACUUCGUUACUUCCUUGACCAUGCCUGAAGUUUACGAGGCUAAAACUAAAACUAAACAAGGCAGCAUCACCAGACGAGAACCGCAUGGCAAAAACUUUCCUUUCCCAGACCCCGAUAGCAUCAACGACGAUGGCGAGUUUCCGUCACCUGUAACUUCUGACGCGGGCAAUCCUGACGUGAAACCACAACCUGAAACGUCAUCCACAACUUCCCCAGAUGCCGACGGUUUCAUUGAACAACUGAUAAGAAGUCUGUUAUCGAUGAUGAACGAUCCUGAUUUGCAAAAUCUUGAAGAUCAACACUUAUUAAAUAUCAUGUUGAUCAACAUUGUUAAUGCAACCUAUUCCAGACAUACACAUCGGAUGGAAGCCGAAACGGAAGCCAUAAGACAAAACACGAGCAACAAUGUUCAAAAAAUCCGCAAAUCCUCGGGUAAAAGUUUUCUUCCAUCUUUUCGUGAGAACUUCAGUGAUGGAGGAGAAGAGAUGGAGAGCGAAAACAAGUCAACAGUGAAUAUUGCCAAAAUGGUGAAUGGAUUAGCGACGUCUUCCCACGAUGGCUAUGUGAACAAGGCCGACACCUACAAUUUGGACGUGGGAAAGCAUUCUAGCGGCACCGAAUCAGUUGAGGUCGACGAUUCACUCAACGAAAUCAACAAGUUUAUGUUGGACCUCAACAGAGCGGUGUCCGGAACAGGUUACGCAAACACUGACGAUUUAUUUAACGAAACCAAAAGCCUAACGUUGGCAAUCGAAAGACAGGUGAACAACGGAGUUCAAUCAAUUCAUGAUUCUCCUCUGUCUAAAACACUAAAGAUUGUCAUCGAUAAAAGAGUGAUUGGAGUUGCUACUCCAGACAUCAACGAUGCGCUCAACAAAACCGCAAUUUUUAAAGUCAACAUCAAAAAGGAAGUCAGUGGACAGGGAUAUUCCGACUCUAUCUAUUCGUCUGGGGGAGCCGAACUGUUUGAAAUAUCCAUCGAAAAAACAGUAACUGGAAUUCCAUUUUUGAACACUACAAACCAAGCUAUUGACGAGUCACAUGUCUUCGAACUCGACAUCACCAAGGUAAUGGAAGAGAUUGCAGCGUCCGAUGUUCUCGAUGAAUUAGACAACGUGAAUGCAAAUUUUAACAUCAACGUUGAAAGUCAGCUCAAUGGGUUGGGACAUUCUAAUUCUAUUGAUUCAUCUAGUGACGACGAUAUCUCCGAAAUAGACACCCAAAAACAAAAGGGAAUGGAUUUGUAA
Daphnia magna is the source of this 2104-nucleotide messenger RNA. RefSeq lists its product as uncharacterized. The coding region runs from base 629 to 2104 and encodes 491 amino acids. The record is from RefSeq and is a predicted model, not a curated record. The transcript has 2 exons. Lineage: Eukaryota; Metazoa; Arthropoda; Branchiopoda; Diplostraca; Daphniidae.